AUGUUUAGGAUGUCUUCACGGCUGUAUUCCAGUUCCAUUAUGCGCACGCUAGGCAGAAGAUAUGCGAGUUCUAAGGUAAUCGGUAUUGAUUUGGGAACAACAAAUAGUGCAGUUGCGUAUAUCAGAGAUCCACUGGACCUAAAAUCAGUCACAAUAAUUGAAAAUGAUGAAGGCAAACGUACAACACCAUCUGUUGUAGGGUUUAAUACGAGGGACGGAAGCUACAUAGUCGGGGAAGCUGCUAAGAGACAGGCUCUUAUAAAUCCUGAGAAUACGUUUUAUGCCACCAAAAGGCUCAUUGGGCAUCCUUUUGAAGACAAAAAUAUUCAAAUGGAUCUAAAACAUCUGCCUUUCAAAGUGGUCGAGAACCCUACAAAUAAACAAGCAUACUUGUCGACCUCCACCGGAGAGAUCAAGUCCCCUAGCGAAAUCGGCUCUGCUAUUUUGACCUAUUUAAAAAAAGCAGCAGAGAACUAUCUAAACGAGGAAAUAAACAAAGCUGUUAUCACGGUACCGGCCUAUUUCAACGACUCUCAGAGGCAGGCCACAAAAGAUGCAGGAACAAUGGCCGGCUUGAAGGUUCUCAGGGUGGUCAAUGAACCUACAGCAGCAGCCUUGAGCUUUGGACUAAAUACUGAAGACUACUCAGGUAUAAUUGCUGUUUACGAUCUUGGCGGAGGUACUUUCGAUAUUUCAAUUUUAGAUAUCGAGGGAGGCGUCUUUGAAGUACGUGCCACGAACGGCGAUACUCAUUUGGGGGGUGAAGACUUUGACAAUGUUUUAGUCAAUUAUGCGGUAGAUAAGUUUAUUGAAGCCAAUCCAGAAGUUGGUAAAGAGACUCUUUUGAAAAAUCGCGAGGUAAUGCAGCGGAUUCGAGCUGCUUCUGAACAAGCUAAGAUUGAUUUAUCUCAUGUUAAUGAAACUAGAAUUGAAAUCCCGUUCAUUUACAACAGUAAGCACAUCAAACUACCCAUAAAGGAACGAGAGCUGGAUAAUAUGACCAUGGACUUAAUCAAAAAAACGAUUCCUCCCGUCAAGAAAGCUUUGAAAGAUGCAGAGAUCGAGCCCGAAGAAGUGAACGAAGUUAUCUUGGUUGGCGGCAUGACAAGAAUGCCAAAAAUCAGAUCCGUUGUUUCAGAGGCGUUUGGCCAAGAACCUAACGCCAGUGUUAAUCCCGACGAAACGGUUGCAUUGGGUGCCGCCAUUCAAGGCGGCGUUCUUUCAGGAGAAAUAAAAAAUGUACUACUACUUGACGUGACACCCUUGACAUUGGGGAUUGAGACUUACGGGGGCGUGUUCACGCCGUUGAUCACACGGAAUACCACGGUACCCGUAAAGAAAACUGAAGUUUUCAGCACUGGCGUUGAUGGGCAAAAUGGUGUUGAUAUAAGAAUCUACCAAGGAGAAAGAGGGUUGGUGAAAGAUAAUAAGUUGAUUGGUGAUUUCAAACUUGCAGGCAUUCAACCAAUGCCAAAAGGUGUGCCUCAGAUUGGUGUUACAUUUGAUAUUGACGCCGAUGGAAUCAUAAACGUAUCUGCAUCCGAAACGAGCACAGGAAAGGAAAAUUCAAUUGCCGUUAUAGCAAAUUCAGGACUAACAGAAGAAGAAAUAAGCAGGAUGGUGGAUGACGCCAACAAAAAUAGAGAGUUAGACAACUUGAUACGACAACGGGUGGAAUUGAUAACAAAGGCGGAUAUUAUGGUCUCUGACACUGAAAAUGCGUUUGACAGGUUCAAAGACACGAUCGAGAAGAGUGCGUUAUACCCAGAAGUGCUCUCAGAACUGCAAAUGGUGCGUGGGUUGAUUGCAGACUUUAAGGCUAACGAGUCCGAUCUAAGUUACGACGUGAAUGAUGUAAAGAAAGCAACUGACCAAGUACAGAAGAGAUCUAUGCAACUAUUUCAGGACGCAUCUAAGAAAUAG
This is a messenger RNA of Lachancea nothofagi CBS 11611, 1923 nucleotides long. The record is from the annotation of a GenBank genome assembly. NCBI's taxonomy places the organism in Eukaryota, Fungi, Ascomycota, Saccharomycetes, Saccharomycetales, Saccharomycetaceae.